AUGGGACCUGUCCUGCACAGCAUCUGUACCACCAUAGUUAUUGCAGAGUUCAUUUUGGGGAAUUUGAGCAAUGGAUUGAUAGUGUUGAAAAACUGCAUAGACUGGGUCAACAAAAGGGAGCUUUCCCCAAAUGACCAAAUCCUCAUUACCUUGGCAAUUUCCAGAAUUACUCUCAUCUGGGAAACACUAUAUAUUUGGGUCAAAACUCAAUCAAUUGCGUUUAUAACCAGAGAAGAAUUAAAAAUAAUUAUGUUAUGCUGUAUACUAUCUAGCCACUUCAGUCUCUGGCUCUCCACAGCCCUCGGCAUCUUUUGUUUAUUCAGGAUAGCUAACUUCUCCUGGCAGAUCUUCCUCUACUGGAAAUGGAGACUUAAAAAACUGAUUGUGGGGGUGAUGCUGGGAAGCUUGGCCUUCUUGCUUGCAAAUCUGAUGCAAACAAGCAUCACUCUUGAAGAGAGGAUCCAUCAAUAUGGAGGAAACACAACGGUGAAUUUUAUGGGUGUGAGAUUUGCUAUGUUUUCAGAGCUGAUCUUAUUUAACAUGACUUUAUUCUCUGUAAUACCGUUUUCAUUGGCUUUGAUAUCCUAUCUCCUGCUAAUCUUCUCUUUGUGGAAACAUCUGCAGAAGAUGCAGCUCAGUUCCAGAGGACACAAAGACCCCAGUACCAAGGCACACAUGAAUGCCAUGAAAAUUAUGGUCUCUUUCCUCCUGCUCUAUGCCACUUACUUUCUGUCCCUUCUGAUAGCCUGGAUUGCUGAGAAACAUCAAAGUGAACCAGUUUACAAUAUUUGUGUCAUAACUGGACUCAUGAAUCCUUCAGCUCACUCAUUAGUCCUGAUUUUAGGAAACCCUAAAUUAAAGCAGACAUCUCUUUUGGUACUGAAGCAUCUGGGAUGUAGACUGAAAGUACAUAAUAUCCCAACUACAUGA
Phodopus roborovskii (desert hamster) is the source of this 930-nucleotide messenger RNA. Its product is annotated as taste receptor type 2 member 124. Gene Ontology annotation, molecular function: G protein-coupled receptor activity; bitter taste receptor activity. Gene Ontology annotation, cellular component: membrane. The transcript has a single exon. The record is from RefSeq and is a predicted model, not a curated record. NCBI's taxonomy places the organism in Eukaryota, Metazoa, Chordata, Mammalia, Rodentia, Cricetidae. The coding region runs from base 1 to 930 and encodes 309 amino acids. Gene Ontology annotation, biological process: G protein-coupled receptor signaling pathway; sensory perception of taste; detection of chemical stimulus involved in sensory perception of bitter taste.